UCUAGACCAUAAUCCCCUGUCAGACACCUAGCCGUUCUUGUACUUUGGGAGUGAGUGCAAGGCUUUUUUUUUUUUUCCCCAAUAAGUUCUUGUCAGCGCACUUAAGAGUGUGCUGCUCAUUUAAUUUCCCCACGUCAGCACUCUUUACCAUCCUACAGGCCUAGCCUCAGCAUUCGACUAGAGCAGAGUGUACCAAAGUCACCUGCAUCUCACCAACAUAGUCAAAAAACAAUUUCUUUCUUUUUUUUAUUCAACAAGGUUAAGACCCCUUUACCCUCUUCUCACUUGUUUUUUGUUUUGUUUCAUUGUUCAUUUGGAUGGCUAGAUUAGAGACACGCCCCCUCUGUCCACCCCUUCUUUUUGCCCUCUCUCACUCCAAUGCUUUUCUCAGUCUAAACACUGCUUCAGCCCCCACUCGCCCCCACACAAAGGAAGAAAGGCUGGGCUCUUCUGUGUCUCACCAAACGGGGGUCCUAAAACACAUGCUGCAGUUUUGGCAUGCUUUUCUUCCCUGUAGUCUCUCAGAGGGAUUUCGCUGGCUCGGUCUUGGGGAAAUAAAUGGACUGAUGAAGGUAGUGAUCUUUGCUGUGCAAGAAAUAAGAUGGCUUCUAACCCUAAAGCAUGUAAUUCUAGUAAUUUGCGCUAUUCAAAACCAAUCACUGCCUACAAAAGUUGAAGAGCAGAUUUGCUUCUCCAGCAUUACGCUUUCUUUGAGGCAGCGUGGCCGUUUGUGGUUUCGGUCGGUGGGACUUUGGGAGUUUGACUUGAUGUUGUAGAGAGAGUUCUCCUCCUGUUGGUUAGAAGCCCUCUUAUUUGGUGCCUCAGGGGGGCGGAGUGGGGAAGAGUACGAGGGCGCCAGCGGCCCCCCACCUGCUCUGUCGCUCCUAACCCCCCGCGCGCUCGCUUAGGGCCCGUGGAGCGUGCGCGCUUUGAACUGUCUGCCUGACCCCUCAGUCAAGCCAUCAGAUGCUCCUCAAGGGCUCCACAGUGCAUCUGUAUCCUUUCGGCCCUCGUUUUCCCCCCAAUACGACAUCACGACCCCCCUUAAAAUAUGGCCAACUGGGUUCGGGAGGGUUUAUGUGUUCCCAAUAACGCUGUGCGUCAGCCCUGGGCUGUGCCAGGCAGACAGAUCGCUAUUUGCACUCCACUGCACGCGUCAGAUACCAUGAUAGAGAGAGAGAAUUAUACACGCGCGACACAAGCGAUGACCUCUUUAUUUCAGAGCUGUGGAGGCUUCUAGAUGAUUAUGAAGUUCUUAAACCCCAGGCUUUUUUCCUUAUCCAUUGGCCAGGAGUCAAGAAGGCAGGAAAGGAUAAAGCAAACAAGGUAUUAAACCAUGAAAACAAACAAAACAACAAAGGAAAAGAAAAAUAUCAUGGACUAUAUUUCUUCCCCCUUGUAUGUUCUGAUUAUUAAUACUAUUCCCAGAGCAAUGUGAUCAGUUCAUUUGGGUAAGAUCAAGCCAGUUCGCUUCCCUCUUUUACCUGUAUUUGAAAAUGUGACACGGUAAUGAAAAGUUUGAGUCUGUGUGUAAAUCUCAACUCGAAGCCUUUCUUCAGUCUCGACCCCUUGCGAACAUAUUCCUGUUUCUGAAAGUGUAAAAUCCUUUUCAUUGCAUGGGUUUUAAACUGAUGUCAGGUCAUUUUUAUAUUUCUUUUUCUCCUUUUUUGUCUUACUUGUUUUGCUUUGUCAAUACAAGUUUUGAUAUCGAUAUGAAAUGUCAAACUUUUACUAACGCUCUUGUUUUCUUAUUUUGUCUCUUUUGGUUUUCCACCACUGAUAUUGUUAUUUAGAAGGUUUCAGGUGGGUGACACUAUUCCUGCGUAGGUGCGGUCCGGUGGACAGGAACACUAGGGCAGCAUCAGUCUUCUCCUCUUCCAGCUGCGGCCGCCCCCCCCAGACAAAGUCCAAAAAUAUGGUAACGGGUUUGUAACAAAACAGAAAGAAAAACACCUUACUCCAAUGCCUGAGUUCUUCUGUCUUGUGGCUUCCUUUGAAGAACAAAAACAAGGAAAAAUGAAACCACAGUAAAUGAAAGCAAAAAGAAAAAAGCGUAAUGCCCAAGUUUUAUUAAAGAGAAAAUUGAUUGGAUGCUGUAAGCAAAACAAAAGCACAGCUUGUUACCUGAAAGCAAUUGAAACGCAGCCAAACUUCGCCGUGGCCUGGAGUAACCUGGGCUGCGUGUUCAACGCCCAGGGAGAGAUCUGGCUGGCCAUUCAUCAUUUUGAGAAGGCGGUGACCCUGGACCCAAACUUUUUGGAUGCUUACAUCAACUUGGGCAACGUUCUGAAAGAGGCUCGUAUCUUUGACAGAGCUGUUGCUGGGUAUCUGCGUGCCCUUAGCUUGAGCCCUAACCAUGCUGUUGUCCACGGAAACUUGGCUUGUGUGUACUACGAGCAGGGUUUGAUCGACCUGGCCAUUGACACCUACCGUCGUGCCAUUGAGCUGCAGCCACACUUUCCUGAUGCAUACUGUAAUCUCGCUAAUGCACUGAAGGAGAAGGGCAAUGUAAGAACCUACACCAGGGCUGUUUCUGAAGCUGAGGAGUGUUACAACACUGCUCUCCGUCUGUGCCCGACUCAUGCCGACUCUCUCAACAACCUGGCCAACAUCAAGCGUGAGCAGGGCAACAUUGAGGAGGCUGUGCAGCUCUACAGGAAAGCAUUGGAGGUUUUCCCUGAAUUUGCCGCUGCCCAUUCAAACCUGGCCAGUGUCCUGCAGCAGCAGGGGAAACUUCAAGAAGCUCUCAUGCACUAUAAGGAGGCCAUCAGAAUCAGCCCCACAUUUGCGGAUGCAUACUCCAACAUGGGCAACACUCUUAAAGAGAUGCAGGACGUUCAGGGGGCGCUGCAGUGCUACACUCGAGCCAUUCAAAUCAACCCUGCUUUUGCAGAUGCUCACAGUAACUUGGCUUCCAUACACAAGGAUUCUGGGAACAUUCCGGAGGCGAUUGCAUCUUAUCGCACUGCCCUGAAACUCAAGCCUGACUUCCCUGAUGCUUAUUGUAACCUGGCUCACUGUCUACAGAUUGUAUGUGACUGGACCGACUAUGAUGAGCGUAUGAAGAAGCUGGUGAGCAUUGUGGCUGAUCAGCUGGAGAAGAACCGCCUGCCGUCUGUUCAUCCCCAUCACAGCAUGCUGUACCCUCUCUCUCACGGUUUCCGCAAGGCUAUUGCAGAGAGACAUGGCAACUUGUGUCUGGAUAAGAUCAAUGCUCUUCACAAACCUGCCUAUGAGCAUCCAAAGGACCUGAAGGCCAGUGCAGGACGUUUGCGUGUGGGUUACGUCAGCUCAGAUUUCGGCAACCAUCCCACUUCUCACCUGAUGCAGUCCAUCCCUGGCAUGCACAACUCUGAGAAGUUCGAGGUGUUCUGCUAUGCUCUCAGCCCUGAUGACAGCACCAACUUCAGAGUUAAAGUCAUGGCAGAGACUCAUCACUUCAUCGACCUCUCACAGAUCCCCUGUAAUGGAAAAGCAGCAGACAGAAUCCAUCAAGAUGGAGUCCACAUCCUGGUCAACAUGAAUGGUUAUACUAAAGGAGCACGCAAUGAGCUGUUCGCUUUGCGCCCAGCACCCAUUCAGGCCAUGUGGCUUGGAUACCCAGGCACCAGUGGAGCUCCGUUCAUGGACUACAUCAUCAGCGAUAAGGAGACGUCGCCCGUUGAGGUUGCUGAGCAAUACUCUGAGAAACUGGCCUACAUGCCCAACACUUUCUUCAUUGGAGAUCAUGCUAACAUGUUCCCUCACCUCAAAAAAAAGGCAGUGAUAGACUUCAAGUCAAAUGGCCACAUUUUUGACAAUCGCAUCGUGCUGAAUGGCAUCGAUCUGAAAGCCUUUCUGGAAAGCCUGCCGGAUGUCAAAGUUGUGAAGAUGGAAUGUGAUGGUCAAGAGGUGGCUGACAGUAACGGUGCCCUCUCCAUGCCCGUCAUCCCUAUGAACACGGCUGCUGAGGCCAUCAUUAACAUGAUCAACCAAGGCCAGAUCCAGGUCACCAUCAACGGCUUUACCGUCAGCAACGGCCUGGCCACCACUCAGAUUUUUACAUUGGAGGAGGUUGUAGUAUCUGGGACUGUAGCCUUGCAGAUUAACAACAAGGCGGCAACAGGAGAAGAAGUUCCCAGAACGAUUGUGGUGACCACCCGCUCUCAAUAUGGCCUCCCUGAAGACUCCAUUGUCUACUGCAACUUCAACCAGCUCUAUAAGAUUGACCCUCCCACCCUGCAGAUGUGGGCCAAUAUCCUGAAGCGUGUGCCCAACAGCGUUCUCUGGCUGCUGCGUUUCCCGGCAGUGGGCGAGCCCAACAUCCAGCAGUACGCUCAGAACCUAGGCCUGCCUGCCUCUCGCAUCAUCUUCUCGCCGGUGGCUCCCAAGGAGGAGCAUGUACGACGUGGACAGUUGGCUGACGUGUGCCUGGACACCCCGCUCUGUAACGGCCACACCACGGGCAUGGAUGUGCUGUGGGCUGGUACACCCAUGGUUACGAUGCCAGGAGAGACGCUGGCUUCACGUGUGGCCGCCUCUCAGCUCACCUGUCUCGGCUGUCCUGAACUCAUCGCCCAGAGCCGUCAGGAGUAUGAAGAUGUUGCUGUGAAGCUUGGCACUGAUAUGGAAUUCCUGAAGAAGGUCCGCUCCCGCGUCUGGAAGCAGCGCAUCUGCAGCCCGCUCUUCAACACCAAACAGUACACCAUGGACCUGGAGAGACUCUACCUGCAGAUGUGGGAGCAUCACGCUGCUGGAGGCAAACCUGACCACCUGGUCAAAGUGCAGUCUCUGGAGAGCAGCGAGAGCUCCUAAGUUGGGCUCGUCAUUGCAUGCCCCCCCCUCCCCCUCAUGUGUCAGUCACAGAGACUCUAUGGAGCCUACAGGUGAGCACCGUCACUAUGAUCCCAUGAGCCGGAGUGGACGGCUGGACACAAAGCUGCCCCCUUUCCCAUCGUCUGACGGAUUUGAUGUUUGUUGGCUACACUGAUUUUGUUUUGUUUGUUUUUCUGCUUCUAUAAGACUUUCCUGUUAUUGAAGUGGACUUUCUGAAAAGGUGGAUAACGGGGUCUAAAAUGCGAAACGACAAGGAAAUAAUCCAGAAAAUGUAACCGUAAAAUAAUCAGCACAGAUAGGGUCUUUUUUUUAGUUAGGUUAUGUGCUUCUUGACCUAUUUUAGCUUUCUGUCAUGACCUAAACCUGGGUGACGGAUGCAUACCUCGGAUCAUCCCAAACGAAUGCCAACGUUGUUUCCGUAUGCUGUCAAUAGAAAAUAAUUCCUCUUUGUUUUUGAAAACAUGCUAUGUGAACACGUUAAACAGAGGAGUGUCUUAUUACACACUGACAAAAGGCCUGCAAACUGCUCAAGUGUUGACUCCUGAUUUUUCUUUAUUUUUUUUAUGGUUUUACCAGGAAAGGUGUAGGUAAGUAUGUGGUUUUGUACACUGUCUUCCUAUUAACGCGUUUUAUUUAUGCUCUGUCAGUGUCGAUUCUGCAAGGCUCUUUACAUAAACUGAAAUAAAGAGAAGUGGCAAACCUUGAA
Messenger RNA from Megalobrama amblycephala (Wuchang bream), 5521 nucleotides. RefSeq names its product O-linked N-acetylglucosamine (GlcNAc) transferase, tandem duplicate 1 (gene ogt.1). Gene Ontology annotation, molecular function: protein binding; protein N-acetylglucosaminyltransferase activity. The record is from RefSeq and is a predicted model, not a curated record. The coding region runs from base 2032 to 4794 and encodes 920 amino acids. Lineage: Eukaryota; Metazoa; Chordata; Actinopteri; Cypriniformes; Xenocyprididae. Gene Ontology annotation, biological process: protein O-linked glycosylation. The transcript has 20 exons.